ACAGUACAUACGUGCACCGGACGUCAUCUCAAUUCCAGGGCAACUCCCUGACCUGCGCCUGCAACUUUGACUUGCACCUGCACCAGCCCCUGGAAAUAGAGCUCCCUCCACCUCUUCGAACAUUUCCAGUUUGAUAUUAUGAACUCGGCCAAGUGAAUGUGACCGAUACGAAAGAUGUGGAUUCUACCGCUGCUUGGAUAUGUUGGCUCCAUCGUGGGCUUUUGCUUCAUGACGCUGGCCAUAGCGUCGGGGCUUUACUACCUUUCUGAGCUCGUCGAGGAACAUACCGUCAUCGCGAAACGCUUCCUCACCAGGCUCAUCUACUCCAUCAUGGCGUUGCAGCUCCUGCUCUGCGUCGUCGACAGGUUCCCUUUUCUCCCGACGGCACUGGGGAUCUUCUCCCAUUUUAUCUACUUGGGAAAUAUGCGGCGGUUCCCCUUUGUCAAGCUCACGGAUCCCUUAUUUUUAACGUCAUGCGUCCUCGUCUUGAUCAACCACUAUGUCUGGUUCAGGCACUUCUCCCACCACCAGGAACGCGCCUACGAGAGCAUGACCUCGUAUUACGACACGCCCAGCGACAUUCCCACCUUCACCGAGAUCGCUUCUUACUUUGGCCUGUGCGUCUGGUUGGUCCCUUUCUCCCUGUUUGUCAGCCUAUCAGCGAGCGACAACAUCCUACCGACCAUGGGCAACGAGCCGUCAACGCCCUCAAUGGCUACUGGAGGUAUUGACGGCGGGAACGCUCGAAGACGGGGUCAGGGGAUGGCGAAGGCUCUGGUCGAUAACAUUCGGGGGGCAAUUGCAGAAACAACUGCCUUAUUUGGGGGGAAAAGACCGGAUGAUCGACUUUGAACAGGUACUGAACUUGGUGUAAAAUUAUGUUUCGGGUAUGAAGGAGGCGUUCAUGGAAAACGAUAUGUGACGUAGCGGUAAUGACAGUUUAGUAAGUCUACCGCACUCGCCGUCUUACGAUGCAUUCCCGCCUUCUCGCUGAUCCGAUACAAGAAAGGCGGAGAGAGUAACCUAACCGACCAUACAGCUCAAGGCGCAAAAAGCAAAGUAUCUGAAGCCAAGAACGAACUCAAGCCCUCAACCUUCCUUACCACUAUGCCCCCCUCCCCGACCACCAUCGCCACCCACUACCCCCGGACGAACCUAC
Canariomyces notabilis is the source of this 1159-nucleotide messenger RNA. Its product is annotated as DUF396-domain-containing protein. Gene Ontology annotation, cellular component: COPII-coated ER to Golgi transport vesicle; endoplasmic reticulum membrane; Golgi membrane. Gene Ontology annotation, molecular function: COPII receptor activity. The coding region runs from base 175 to 852 and encodes 225 amino acids. The record is from RefSeq and is a predicted model, not a curated record. The transcript is spliced from 3 exons. NCBI's taxonomy places the organism in Eukaryota, Fungi, Ascomycota, Sordariomycetes, Sordariales, Chaetomiaceae. Gene Ontology annotation, biological process: endoplasmic reticulum to Golgi vesicle-mediated transport.